Messenger RNA from Lotus japonicus, 1185 nucleotides. RefSeq lists its product as uncharacterized. The transcript is spliced from 3 exons. Bases 62 to 1015 code for a protein of 317 amino acids. Gene Ontology annotation, molecular function: hydrolase activity. Lineage: Eukaryota; Viridiplantae; Streptophyta; Magnoliopsida; Fabales; Fabaceae. The record is from RefSeq and is a predicted model, not a curated record.
UCUCUCCAAGUUGAAAAUCUCUCUCUAGAGUGGAGUGUGAAGAGUGAAGUGUUUCUGAAAAAUGGAAAAAAUAGAGCACACAACAGUGAACACCAAUGGAAUCAAAAUGCAUGUCGCAUCAAUUGGCUCAGGCCCAGUCAUUCUCUUCCUCCACGGCUUCCCGGAGCUUUGGUACUCCUGGCGCCACCAGCUUCUCUCCCUCUCCGCCCUCGGCUACCGCGCAAUCGCCCCUGACCUCCGCGGCUACGGCGACACCGACGCCCCGACCGACUCCUCAUCCUACUCCGCCCUCCACAUCGUCGGCGACCUCGUCGGACUCCUCGAUGCUCUCGCUGUCGACCGCGUCUUUCUCGUCGGCCACGACUGGGGUGCUGCCAUGGCUUGGUAUUUCGCCUUGUUCAAGCCUGAACGUGUCAUCGCCUUGGUCAACAUGAGUGUCGUGUUCCGCCCCAGGAACCCUAAUAGAAAACCCAUUCAGACCAUGCGAGCUUUGAUGGGGGAUGAUUACUACAUGUGCAGGUUUCAGAAUCCUGGGGAGGUUGAAGAAGAGUUUGCCCGUGCUGGUACUGCAAGAAUAAUAAAGACGUUUCUCACGUCUCGUGAUCCACGUGCACCUUCUGCGCCUAAGGAGAUAGGAUUUGCAGGUUUACCUAACACUUCUAUUACUUUACCUUCCUGGCUAUCCGAGGAAGAUGUCAAUUAUUAUGCCAGCAAAUUUGAACAGAAAGGCUUCACUGGCGGGCUAAACUACUAUCGCGCUAUUGACUUAAACUGGGAGCUCACAGCACCAUGGACUGGAGAACAGAUCAAAGUGCCGACCAAGUUUAUUGUGGGAGACCUGGACAGUACAUAUAAUAGUCUAGGUGCUAAGGAGUACAUACAUAGUGGUGCCUUUAAGAAAGUAGUACCAUACCUGCAAGAACUGGUUGUGAUGGAAGGAGUGGCUCACUUUAUAAAUCAGGAAAGACCAGAAGAGAUCAGCGCUCAUAUAUAUGACUUCAUCAAGAAAUUCUAAUCUGGUAUUUAAUAAUCUCAUGGUAAAUUAGAUAACCUCAUCAAUAAAACAUAAUAUGUGUCGCAACAAGGAUUUCUUUAUCAUGAUUUGGCUAAUAUGCCUAUUAACUUGUCUUCAUGUACAAAGCAAACUUGUCUUAGUGCAAGGUCUAAAACCCACCCUUUCCAUUA